CCCCGGGAAACCCGCCGGCCCCGGUGGAGGCAGCCCACCAGCCCAUGAAGAAGAGCCGGCGUGGGCCUCGCUCCAGGAGCUCUCAGUACCGCGGCGUGACGUUUUACCGGAGGACUGGCCGAUGGGAGUCUCAUAUUUGGGAUUGUGGGAAGCAAGUUUAUCUUGGUGGAUUUGACACAGCACAUGCAGCUGCACGUGCUUAUGAUCGAGCGGCCAUCAAGUUCCGGGGAGUGGAGGCUGACAUAAAUUUUAGCAUAGAGGAUUAUGAAGAAGACUUGAAACAGAUGACCAAUUUAACAAAGGAAGAAUUUGUGCAUGUACUUCGCCGACAAAGCACCGGGUUCCCCAGAGGUAGCUCCAAAUAUAGAGGGGUCACCUUGCACAAGUGUGGGAGAUGGGAGGCCAGGAUGGGCCAAUUUUUAGGCAAAAAGUACGUGUAUUUGGGCUUGUUUGAUACCGAGAUUGAUGCUGCAAGGGCCUAUGACAAAGCAGCAAUCAAGUGCAAUGGCAAGGAAGCUGUCACUAAUUUUGAUCCCAGCAUCUACGAGAACGAGCUCAACCCUUCCUCUGAAUCAUCCGGCGUUAAUCCUGCAGAACACAAUCUCGAUUUGAGUUUGGGCAAUUCAAACUCGAAGAAAAACAAUCAAGCUUUUGGGAGUAGUGAUCAUGGCCAAAAUGCUGCAAUGGAAGUUCAACAUUCUGCCUCAAUGCAACUCGAAGCCGAUUGGCGGAAUCAAGGGCUUCGACAAAAGCUUAACCUACAAAGGGAUCGAUCUAGAGAGGAGAGUGAUGCACACAGAAGAGAUGGAUACUUAGAGACAGAAGCCAUGCAGCUACUACUCAGAACCAACCUUCAUUCUCCAGCCCCAACUGAAAUGCAUAAAUAUGGGCAGUUUAGUAGGAGGCCUAACGUUGGAGACACCCAAAUGCCUCACAUUUUCCCACCACAUUUCAACUCACCAAACAAUUACCACCAUGUUCAGAUUCCAAGCAGCAGCGAAGGAGGCCGCAUCGGCAGUGAUCUUUCACUCUCGAUGAGUGACCACCCACACCAACAACAAUGGCAAUCCGGCAUGCCGACUUCCGAUAUAUUUGCAACUGCUGCAGCAUCAUCAGGAUUCCCACCUCAAAUCAGACCGUCCGCGCAAAAUUGCUGGCUUCCUACAUGUUUCUGCCUAAUUUCCACCAUGUCCCAUUCUAUCUAAUUAAUUACCAAGUCCCCUUGAUAUGUUUGUGUUUGUAAGCCUUUAGAUUUGAUCCCCAACUCCAAUUUUUUUUCAGAGUCCCAAAAAGAGAAACUAGUCAAGAAGAGGAAGAGAAAGGAAAAACAAAAGAGAGGAAGGAAAGUCUCCUGUUUUGUGGGAAAUUUAUGGUCAUUGGUCAAACUAACAAAUGGAAAAAAUCCAUCUUCAACUAGAUAUUCUGAGUUCUGACAACAAUACAUAUCUGAUUUAAUUUUAAUUUUAAUCGUUGUUUUAUUAUUUUAUAUGUAAUUCUAGAACAUGUGUUACUGACUUAUUGCGCCCAGCUGCUAGAUUAAGUUAUGAUAUUUUGGAUCCAAA
Molecule: messenger RNA, 1562 nt
Organism: Prunus mume (Japanese apricot)
Lineage: Eukaryota; Viridiplantae; Streptophyta; Magnoliopsida; Rosales; Rosaceae
Source: RefSeq, a predicted model, not a curated record